GCUUUGUUUUUACUCUUCUCUUCGUUUGCGAGGUUCGAGUGUUGCCUGUUGUUGCGAUAGGCUUAGGCCCUCCUCGCUCUCGCUGGUAAACAGCUUGUUGUCUCCCCGGUUAAUGACGUAGUUUAAGACGCUGCGAUCGUUUAAAAACGAAACUAUCUUUCUUUUUUUCUUCUUUUUUAUUUUUUUAUGCGCGAAGAUCGAAGAUGGCGGCGGUUCGAGGAUGCGAUGUAGCCGUAAUUUCGUUACACUGGUGAUGGAUGAUUGGGUUUGCGGGAAAACGGAUCGGAAUAUUAAUGUCUGUGACAGACGGGGUGCGGCGGCCGUCUCGACAGUUCCCGAUGGACAAGUCCAGGCAGCAGGCGACCAUCCACAGGGUCCGGGAGCUCCAGCUGGCGGCCGUCCAGGUGGAAGACCACUACGACGUGCUCCGCGAGAUCGGCUCCGGAGACUACGGCAAGGUGGUUCUGGCCAGGCACCGCGAGACCGGCUCCCAGGUGGCGCUGAAGGCCGUCCCCAGGGCCACCACCACGCUGCGAGACUUCCUCAUCGAGUUCCACUACAGCUACUUCCUGUCUCCGCACAUGAGCAUCCUGGACACGUACGACGUGUGCUUCGAGACGCCCGAGCACUACUACUUCGCCCAAGAGGUGGCCCCCUACGGCGACUUGUGGCACGCGGUGGAGUACUACGGCGGCAUCGACGAGCGGGACCUCAAGAUCAUCUUGAGGCAGAUCAUUCCGGCCUUGGAGUUUAUGCACAGCAAGGAGCUGGUGCAUAGGGAUGUCCGCGCUGAGAACAUCCUCAUCUUCAGCAAGGACUUCACCAAGGUAAAGCUGACUGACUUCGGAUUAACCCGCAAGGCCGGGACCCUGGUCAAAAAGAGGACGAGGUCCCUGCCGACUUGUCCUCCAGAAAUCUGGGAAGCCGUGCACCUCGAGGGCUACUCCGUCGAACUGGGCUCCGACGUGUGGCAGAUCGGCAUGCUCAUCUUCUCCUCGCUGACGGCCAAGUUCCCCUGGGAGAAGGCGGACAUCACGGACUCGCGCUUCAACGAGUUCCUGGACUGGCAGAAGCGGAAGACCACAAGGACACCGCGGGAGUUUAAGAGGUUCACGCCGCGGUUGCUGCGGAUGAUGCGGAGGCUCAUGGAACCCAAGCCUUCCAAGAGGUACCCCGUGACCGAGGUGAACAAGUAUUACGGGGACAGAUGGCUCAUGGUCAGGUCUCCGAGGACGUCCAAGGUGUCCGAAGUCUGGGACACGGUGGCGCAGGAACAGCGGCUCGGCGAGGAGUUGAUGUCUUACAGCAACAGCAUGGAGCAAAGGAUUCACAAGUGGAUACUGUCCGGGAGCGACGAAGACGUCAAAGACAGUCAGUAGCUGUUGGAGUCGGAGGAUGACGUCACAAACCUGCUGGUUGGUUCAGCGCUGGGCUGCCUUAUGGUCAAGACGGGAUUGCACCGCGGUAACCCUAUGCAGGUUCAGCGAGAUUGUGUGUUCUAAAAGUUAGGCGUUUUGAGGCGCCAUCUAAUGAAGGUUUUGGAAAACAUUUGAACUUAAAUUUCGAGAGGACGGUGGCUUAUCUGUGCCUGUCGUAUGUAUUUUUUUCUUGUUGUUUGUUUGAGCCUAUUCUCGCAUUUUAUUUCUCAACGUGGAGAAGCGCUGCGCUUCGUUGAGACAAUAACAAAUGGUAGGCGUGAUGUCUCUUUGAGGCUUGUCUAAAUGGUAACAUGAAUCGUGGAUAGAUGCGUCUACUGUGUUUGAAAUGUUUUUGAUAUUUUCUGAAAUUGUUGUUUUUCCAAAGCACGAAUCGACAACGUCGAUGUAAAUAUAAAGUAAAUGCGCAUAUAUUUUAAUUCGGAAUGGAAUAUGCUAAAUUUCUGAUCUACUUAUAACAUUAAGAUUGACUUUAUGACCGUAAGAACUCGAUGAAGCAACAGGAGUAGCGCCCUAUGUUUCUUCAAGAUAUUACACCAGUGAACGAAAAUAAGUCAGCGCGCAGGCGAGUUGGUGGAAGUUUACCAUGAUGCCAAAUUAGUAACUAGGAGUAAACCUAGUUACACACCCUUAGAGCGGCAUAAAGGAGCGGGUAUAUUACCUCAAACUCCUCGAACGUACACGCAGUAAUAAAGAGGGAAUACCUUGCCUUCAGUAUCUUCACGGUUUUCAGAGCUGCAAUCUCGUCUUGUCCCGUCCGUAUUGCUGACGUGUCAGUUCCCACCGGUCAUAAUCAGCCAUCAGGAGUGGGUGCUGAUCGAAGCCAUUGGGCAUUGCCUGAUGGACUGAUGCAUCCGCAUUGAAUGGCCGAAAAGGCGUCGAUGAGUACGUAGAGACCGGCGCGUGUUGACGACUUACAGCCGAUUCGAGGAAGAUUGAUGUCUGAAGGAAUCGAUUCGAUGUGUCUGGGUUUUACCUUUGAUCAGUGAAUCUUUCUUUGAUCAGCGUAGGUUAAAGUGGUCACCAAACAAUGCUUUACGAGAACGUCUGAUUUUGUACGUGUAGGUGCGCCCAACCGGCUUAUAGUGUUGACCCGUGUGUUGUGCAGUGGUGUGGACGGGAGUCUCGCAUAACUGUUCGCAAAAGCUGAAUAUUUAGAGUCGGUCAUUACAGAGUGCACCAACGUUGACUUCCGGAACACGCAGCGUUGAAGUGCAACGUCAGCUUGAUGACCGCAAGGUUGGUUUCAUGAGCUCCAGCGUCACCUAUGCGGCCUGUGUCGGUUUUUGAGCAUCGGCUGACUCUGCAGAGACUUUGCCUUCAGCCCGAUCACUUACAUUCAGCCAGGGUAGAUACCGUCUGCGUUCAGCAUCGGAGUUCAGCCACUGUGUUCAGAAACUGCGUUUGGCAUCGGUGAUGAAUGAUUGGCGGCUGCGAUCGGCGUGCAACAAAACCGGCCUUCACCAAAGUUGCACUUCAAGUGACGAGCCCAAUGCGUCAGAGGGUGACUCCCGGGUCUUUUUUUCUUUUUACUUUUCAGUGUGACCUUGAAUGGAGAUGUAUUGUGGGAAAACUUUGAUAUACUUGGGAAUAUGACAUGGGGAUGGCUAUGAGAACGGUUUGAAGCGAUGCAAUUCAAACAAGUGUCAAGGAUCGCCUGGAGGAAUUAUUCAAUUUUGUUAUCACAGAAAUAAAUAGGGAAAAAUUGUGCUUUUGAAACAAACCAGAUCUUGUUAUAAAUAAAGGUAUCAUAAUUGAAGGUA
This is a messenger RNA of Ixodes scapularis (black-legged tick), 3199 nucleotides long. Its product is annotated as serine/threonine-protein kinase SBK1. Gene Ontology annotation, molecular function: protein tyrosine kinase activity; protein serine/threonine kinase activity; ATP binding. Gene Ontology annotation, biological process: peptidyl-threonine phosphorylation; peptidyl-serine phosphorylation. The record is from RefSeq and is a predicted model, not a curated record. Lineage: Eukaryota; Metazoa; Arthropoda; Arachnida; Ixodida; Ixodidae. Bases 258 to 1379 code for a protein of 373 amino acids. The transcript is spliced from 4 exons.